This is a messenger RNA of Amorphotheca resinae ATCC 22711, 684 nucleotides long. RefSeq lists its product as hypothetical. Lineage: Eukaryota; Fungi; Ascomycota; Leotiomycetes; Helotiales; Amorphothecaceae. Gene Ontology annotation, cellular component: mitochondrial intermembrane space. The transcript has 4 exons. The coding region runs from base 123 to 449 and encodes 108 amino acids. Gene Ontology annotation, molecular function: heme binding; electron transfer activity. The record is from RefSeq and is a predicted model, not a curated record. Gene Ontology annotation, biological process: mitochondrial electron transport, ubiquinol to cytochrome c; mitochondrial electron transport, cytochrome c to oxygen.
CCGAAACUUUUUCCCUUCAAAAGCUCCAACAAGUAUCAACAACACUCCCCUAAUUCCCACCACUCUCCCUCAACUUCCUCAUAUCUCCUCCUCGAUUCGCUUAAUAUCUAAAACCAGACAAAAUGGGUUUCUCCGAAGGUGACGCUAAGAAGGGUGCCAACCUCUUCAAGACCCGAUGCGCUCAAUGCCACACUCUCGGUGAUGGUGAGGGAAACAAGAUCGGUCCCAACUUGCACGGCCUGUUCGGACGCCAGACUGGCUCUGUCCCCGGAUACGCAUACACCGAUGCCAACAAGCAAAAGGCCAUUGAGUGGAACCAGGACACUCUGUUCGAAUACCUCGAGAACCCCAAGAAGUACAUUCCCGGCACCAAGAUGGCGUUCGGUGGAUUGAAGAAGGACAAGGACCGGAACGACCUGAUCACCUUCCUCCGUGAGGAAACGAAAUAGAUGAAGAACGUGGAUGAUUGUAUACAUAGAUAGACGCAUUGUACACUUAGGUUAGAUAGCAUUGGGUUUGCGAUUUGACCGACAAUAUCGGAUCUCCUCUUUCAACUUGCCAUGACAUAGAGUUCCCAGUCCUAUUGUGCAGCUUACUGUACCUGAAACUAUAUUAUCCUAUGGACCCGCGAUGACGUCCGCGGCCCGUUUUACCGCACAGUGAUACCGUCAUACCAAUCAAUCC